Messenger RNA from Penicillium subrubescens, 3102 nucleotides. RefSeq names its product putative cullin binding protein CanA (gene canA). Gene Ontology annotation, cellular component: nucleus. The record is from RefSeq and is a predicted model, not a curated record. Bases 1 to 3102 code for a protein of 1033 amino acids. The transcript has 2 exons. NCBI's taxonomy places the organism in Eukaryota, Fungi, Ascomycota, Eurotiomycetes, Eurotiales, Aspergillaceae. Gene Ontology annotation, biological process: SCF complex assembly; protein ubiquitination.
AUGUCGGUCUAUUCCGAGGCGGAAGAGCACGACCCUCAGGCGGAUGAGCUCCGUGAGACGGCGCUCGUCACGCUGGAGGCCCUGAUUAGCUCGUGCAACCAGCAGAUGCAGCCGUACAUCACCAACGCCUGCCAAGCUGCCCUCCGAUUCCUAAAAUACGAUCCCAAUGUCGCCGAAAUGGAAGAUGAUGAGGAGAUGGGCGGAACCCAGGAUGAUGGCAGUGAAGACGAUGCCACCGCUGACCUGGAUGACGACGAGUUUGGGGACUUUGAAGAGGAAGACGGAUACAGUGACAUUGAUGAUAUGAGCUGGAAAGUUCGACGUUGUGCUGCCAAGCUACUCUAUUCCCUAAUCUCAACCUAUGGCCGCAGCCGUGCCCUGGACGAUGUCACCCUCUACCAGCAGAUCGCACCCUCCUUGAUUUCUCGGAUCGGCCGUGAACGGGAGGAAAGCGUGAAGAUGGAAGUGAUUUCAACCUUGACGGCUCUGGUACACAAGACAAGUGAAGGCUCCGUCAUUGUCACCUCGAAUGGUUUCCUGGAGACCGUGGGUGGCUCGAAGAACUCCCGCAAGCGCAGACGUCAAGACAGUGAUGCCAGCAUGGUCGACUUUGAACCCAGUGCCGGGACCUCCUCCGCUAUCGAUUCGCCCGUCGUUCCCUCCUCUCCCAAGUCGGGUCCUCAGGCCGAUCUCGCCCGUUCCGUGCCCUUGAUUGUUCAGAGCUUGGUGAAGGCCUGGAAACAGGCCUCCAUGCCCUUGCGGCAGGCUGCCGUGGUACUUCUAAAGAGCCUCUCCUUGGUUCGCUACGGUGGACUGGCCGAUCAUCUUCAGCAGAUUGAGUAUCUUAUUGCCGACGCCCUCAAGACUUCCUCCCUAGCCGGUAGCUCGGCUGCUCAUUCGGGUGCCGCUGUCAGCGCUGGCUCCCUUCAGAUCGAGACUCUUGGCCUUAUCUCUGCCAUCGCCGAGACUCACUUGUCCGAUGCCCUACUCCCUUUCCUCAUUGCUCUGGUCCCGGGAGUCGUCGGAGCCGUCAAUGAACGCAAUUACAAGGUCAGCAGUGAGGCCCUUGGAGCCGUGGAGCAGAUUGUGAAGGCCCUGACCCCGCCUCGUGCAUCUGCAAAUACCCCCGAGGUUGCCAAGCAACUGGAGAAGCUUUACGAGGUUGUUCUCGCCCGGAUUACCGAUACUAGCGCCGACCUGGAAGUUCGCCAGCGAGCCAUUCAUGUGUUUGGUGUGAUCCUGGCUUUGACAUCGGGCGAACGGGGUACCGAGUACCUGUCUGCGGAUCACAGAGCCAAGGGUCUCUCCAUUUUGGUGGACCGUGUCAAGAAUGAGACCACCCGCCUGGCUGCUGUGCGCGCCAUUGACGACGUUGUCGUUCUCGCCACCCGUUCCGAGGACGUCAGUGCGGAUUGGGUCAACGAGAUUAUCCUCGAGCUUGGAUCCAAUCUUAGGAAGUCGGAUCGUGCUUUGCGAGGAUCAUGCCUGGAGGCUCUUCGCAGUGUUGCCAUGAACUCCAGCAUCCGAUCACAGCUGAGCCCCACUACCAUGACCAAACUGGAGGGCUCUCUUCUUCCACUGUUGUCCGCUCCUGAUUUCCAUCUUCUAACGCCGACCUUGAUCAUUGUCGCCAAGCUCGUCCCCGGAAACUCGAAGUCGCUUGUUAACGAGGCCCUGAUCCUCUCAAUUUGCUCCAUCGUCAAGCAACCGCUUGUCGGUACCGUCCUGAAGGCCCUCCUCCUCUUGGUGAAGGUUAUUGGUGAUGAAGGUGCGGGUGCUCAAUUGAUGCAGAAUCUUUUGCAAAAUGUCGGUAUUACUGGAGACUCCUCCGUCGUCGGUCGGGCUAUCGGCACUCUUCUGGUACACGGUGGACCAAACCUUGGUGUUACCAUGAACGACUUCUCGAAUGAACUGAGUACUGCCAAGGAUGACAGCCGCAAGUGCCUUGCCCUUGCAAUUCUGGGUGAGAUUGGAUUGCGCAUGGGCGCCGAGUGUGCGCUGACUCCUGAAAUUUUCAUUGCACACUUCGAUUCCAAUUCAGACCAUGUACGUCUGGCUGCGGCUACUGCUCUUGGUAAUGCAGCGGCGGGAAGUGUCAAGAGCUACCUCCCUGUUAUCCUCAAUGGUCUCGACAAAUCUAAUUCACAAAGCUACCUUCUAUUGCACUCGGUGAGAGAGCUGCUUCAACACCCCGAAGUCGUGCGACCAGAUCUUGCCCCGACUGCACUCAAGCUGUGGCAGGCACUACUCGUCGUAUCCGAGGAAGAAGAUAACCGUGCGGUUGGUGCCGAGUGCGUUGGUCGUCUAGCUUUGAUUGACCCCGUGAACUACAUUCCACACUUCCGGGAUUGUCUGAACAGCUCCGACCCUGUCGUCCGCGGUGUGGUUAUCUCCGCCUUCCGCUACACCCUUGCUGACUCCAGCGAUGCGUACAACGAUGUCCUGCGUCCGUCGAUGGUGCCUUUGCUCACCAACAUGCUGAGCGACAGCGACCUGGGUAACCAUCGUCUUGCGUUGACCACACUCAACUCCGCCAUCCACAACAAGAUGAACCUGCUCCUUCCACACCUGGGUGAGCUGUUGCCCGCUGUCUUUGGUGAUACCCAGAUCAAGCCCGAGUUGAUUCGCGAGGUGCAAAUGGGUCCGUUCAAGCACAAGGUCGACGACGGACUAGACCUGCGAAAGAGCGCCUACGAGACCCUUUACGCCUCCCUGGACACCACUUUUGCCCGCAGCCACAUUUCCGAGAUCUUUGAUCGUGUGAUCGCUGGUGUUGAAGACGAGCAAGACAUCCGUGCCAUUAGCAACCUGAUGACCUCCAAGCUGGUCAUCAUCGCUCCCCAGGAAACCGAACGCCGCCUUGAUGCGCUUUCCGAGCGCUACACCACCGUGCUUUCCUUCAAGCCCAAGGAGAAUGCCGUGAAGCAGGAGCUGGAGAAGGCACAGGAGGCUUCGCUUGGUAUCCUCAAGACCACCAAGGAGCUGAGCAAAGCCUUCCCUGGCGCGGAGGCCUCGAGUGAGCUGCACAAGUGGAAGGGGUACAUGGAGUGGGUCCGGAAGACUUUUGCAUCGCAGUGGCAAUCUCUUGACUCGGAGUUCUGA